This is a messenger RNA of Rhipicephalus microplus (southern cattle tick), 1992 nucleotides long. Its product is annotated as RNA-binding protein 28. Gene Ontology annotation, cellular component: nucleolus. Gene Ontology annotation, molecular function: mRNA binding. The record is from RefSeq and is a predicted model, not a curated record. Lineage: Eukaryota; Metazoa; Arthropoda; Arachnida; Ixodida; Ixodidae.
AAAUGGCGGCCUCCAACUCUGGCGUGAACACGCUUCUCGUGAAAAAUCUGCCACCAGACGCGAAGGAAAGCAAGCUCGAAGAAUUGUUUGCCGAUAUUGGACCCGUUAAGCGAUGUUUCAUUGUGCGUGACAAGUCGCAACAGUCGCAGUGCAAGGGCGUCGCGUAUGUUACGUACGCCAGCACAGCCGAUGCAGAGGCUGCCGUGGAACGGAGUCGACAACGAAAUUUGAAGUGGGGCGACCGUAUUCUGGCAGUGAAAUCUGCUACUCCCAAGGCGCCGCGCGAACCUAUGGGCGAAGUUGCGACUCCGAAGAAGAGGGCGUUCACGAAGGAGGAGAAAGCAGCUAGAAAGAAGAGGAAGCCGAGACUGAUCGUCCGCAACCUCUCGUUCAAAGCAACCGAGAAAACUCUGCGUGAUUGCUUCUCGAAGUACGGAAGUGUCGUUGAAGUGACCAUCCCGAAGAAGCCAGAUGGUAAAAUGCGUGGUUUUGCGUUUGUACAGUUCAACGAGACCAAAAGUGCCAUCAAAGCAAUUAACGGCUUGAAUGCGACCGAAGUGUUGGGACGACCGAUCGCGGUAGAUUUCUCUCUCCCCAAGGCAACGUACCAGCAAAACGUGACUGCUAUGAAUAGUGCUACGACUAAACUUGCCGAUGAAGGGGGAGGCCCAGCUUCGCCGCAUGAGGAGAGUGAAGACAUGUCGGACGACGCUGAAAAACACUCGUCCGGAGCGUCGGAAUCUGAUAACACCGAGCACAGCUUCUCAGACAUGGACGAAGACGAUGGCGAUGAUGAGAGUGACUGCAGCGCAGACGUCAAACCUGAUCGGCACUCGAAAGGCGACACGAAGAACACGGUGUUCAUUCGAAACUUGUCGUUCGACAGCCAGCAAGGCGAUCUUGAAACCUUGAUGAAACAGUUUGGACCCUGUCGGUAUUGCCUUCUGUGCACAGAUAUGGACACCGGUCGUUCUAGGGGCACUGCAUUCGUCCGCUUUGCCCAAGAAUCAAGCGUAGACGCAUGUCUUGAAGCAGCUGCUUCCUCUCCGGGCAUUAUGCUAGACGGCCGGCGGCUCGACGUGGUCCGUGCUCUCAACCGGGACGAGCUGGAGGAGAAACAGAAGGAGAAGAAAAAGCAAAAGAAGGACCGCCGAAACCUCUAUCUGGCGCGAGAGGGGCUGGUCAGGCCAGGCACUGAGGCUGCACAAGGCGUCUCGCCACAAGACAUGACUAAGCGGGCCAAACUUCAGGCACGCAAGUGCAAGCUACUAGCUAAUCUCCAUUACUUUGUGUCACCCACACGGCUCAGUGUGCACAAUCUACCACCUUCCGUAGACGAUCGCAAAUUGCGGGCGUUGUUCUUGGAGAAUGCACCGCAUGGGGCUCGCAUCACGGAGGCACGCGUCAUGCGGAACCUCAAGUCUCCAACAGCCGAGUCCUACGGUUAUGGUUUCGUCACUUUUACUAAGCACGAAGAUGCACUGGCAGCACUGCGGGAACUCAACAACAAUCCUGGCACUUUUGGGCCGAAGAAAAGACCAAUCAUUGAAUUUUGCCUGGAAAAUAAGGCAGCACUCUUAGCCAAGGAACGAAGGUUACAGAGAAGCAAGCAAAAGCUAAAAGAGCUACAUGAUAGUCAUAGUGACGAGCAGAAGCUAGUGGAGGUUCCUCUGGAAAAGAAGGCAGCCUUUAUGGGUGCAGCUGCAAACAAAAAGAUGAAGGGUUUACCAACACAUUCCGGACCAAAGGUGCGAACUAAGAAGGGCCGCGCUGGCAAGCAAAAAUUGCAGCUCAAGAACAAAAAAGGCAAGAAAAAGCUUCAGCAAAAACCCAAAACAUUUGUCAAGAAUAUGCGGACUGAGAAGGACAGUUUCAGCACAAUGCUUGACAAACAUAAGAAGGUGCACUCAAAGCAAACUCCUUCAGUGCGUAAAACAAAGUGGUUUGAGAAUUAAUAAAUGUGUGAAGCUGUCGGUGGACAGCACAUUGCGA